AGAUGGAGCAGGAGAGAAACAUGAGUGUCAACGAAGAGGAGGAAAGGAAUAUUGGGAUUAAGCAGAAGAAGAAAAGGGAACUCGGAGGAGUCAAAACACUUCCAUUCAUUAUCGCAAAUGAAAUCUCAGAGAGAUUUGCAACAGUGGGGUUUCAUGGGAAUAUGAUAACGUACCUAACACAGGAGCUGAACUUGCCGCUGGUGAAGGCAUCCAACAUCCUCACCAAUUUUAAAGGGUUUGCUGCUUUCACUCCCCUCGUCGGCGCUCUCAUUGCCGACUCUUUUGCCGGUCGAUUUUUGACCAUCAUUGCCAGUUCGAUUCUCUAUGAAUUGGGAUUGGUUAGCAUCAUCCUAUCUGCAAUCCUACCCGGGCUCCGUCCCCUGCAUUGCCCUGCUCAAGAGAACUGCAAGGAAGCCUCUAAGUUACAGCUAUGGGUCCUCUACACCUCUCUUCUCCUCACUUCCCUUGGAUUGGGCGGACUCAGGCCUUGCAUAGUUACCUUUGCUGCAGACCAACUCGGCAUGAGCAAGAAAGAAAUGGAGUCUCGGAACUGGAAUUUCUUCAACUGGUACUUCUUCUGUCUGGAAUUAGCAUCACUAGCUGCUCUAACGUUUGUGGUAUAUGUCCAAGAGCAUGUGGGUUGGGGUUGGGGUCUUGGAAUUCCUGCUCUUGCCAUGGCCUUAUCAAUCACAGUCUUUAUCAUUGGAUCUUCUUAUUAUAAGAAACAGAAGCCAGAAGGGAGUCCAUUAAUUAGAUUGGCUCAGGUUAUUGGUGCUGCUCUGCGUAAGAGGAAAGAAGUUGCACCAGCGGAUUCGGGAGUGUUGUACGAAAAUGACGAACUUGAUGCAGCUAUUUCUUCCAAUGGAAGGCUUCUCCACACCAACCAGUUCAAGUGGUUUGACAAAGCUGCAGUAGUAGCAGAUACUGAUAACCCAUCCUCGAACCCACCCAAUCUAUGGAGGCUCUCCACUGUCCACCGGGUUGAAGAACUAAAGUCCAUUGUCCGAAUGCUACCCAUUUGGGCAUCUGGAAUCUUACCCAUCACCGCCUAUUCCCACCAGGAAAGCUUCAGCAUCCAACAGGCUCGCACCAUGGAUCGUUCCCUUUCCCCCUCCUUUAAAAUCCCCCCAGCCACUAUGUCUAGCUUCGAAAUCAUUAGCAUUCUCAUUGGCCUCUUACUGUACGAGCGGCUAUUCGUCCCCUUCGCUCGCCGUUUCACCAAAAAGCCUAACGGGAUCACGUCCCUACAGAGAAUUGGAAUGGGUUAUGCGAUCAGCAUUUUCGGUACCCUUGCUGCAGCUCUGGUGGAGAUCAAGCGGAGAGGUGUGGCGGCCAAUCACGACUUGAUAGGAAAUCCGGCUGCUGUUAUUCCAAUAAGUGUGUUUUGGUUGGUUCCUCAGUACUGGAUCCAGGGGACGGCUUUGGCUUUAAUUACUGUUGGGCGAAUAGAGUUCUUUUAUGACCAGGCACCAGAGAGCAUGAGAAGCACUUCUGCGUCCUUCUUUUGGAUAGCAAUAGCUUUGGGGAAUUACACCGGUACCCUGAUGGUAUCGUUGAUUCAUGAGUACACCGGGAAAGGGGGAGGGAAAAACUGGAUUCCAAAUCGGAACCUCAACAAUGGAAGAUUGGAGUACUACUACUUGUUUGUGUCUGGACUGCAGCUAGCUAAUCUGAUAUACUAUAUGAUAUGCACCAAAUUUUAUGCAUAUAAGGCCUUGGAAGAGGUAAGUGAAGGUGGAAUGGAAGCAGGAGAUGCAGAGUUAACUACAAAUAGAACCCCAUCUGGGUCAAUGGGUGAUGGUCAUGACAAUGGAGAAACAAUGAAGUAAAGAGUUCAGUGUGUUUUAGUCAAAUUACUUUCUCCUGAUAUCAGGAUUGAGGUGUAAUCGGUGUAUGGCUGAUAUCAAUUUUUGCUGACCACUUUUUGGAAAAUUUGCCAUGAUAUAUUUAGAUAUUGGAUAUGUGAAGAAAAAAUUGGAAAAUGAAAUGGAUAUUAAUUAUUUCUAGAUGCUAC
Messenger RNA from Rhododendron vialii, 2014 nucleotides. Its product is annotated as protein NRT1/ PTR FAMILY 3.1-like. Gene Ontology annotation, biological process: transmembrane transport. The record is from RefSeq and is a predicted model, not a curated record. Gene Ontology annotation, cellular component: plasma membrane. Bases 3 to 1829 code for a protein of 608 amino acids. Gene Ontology annotation, molecular function: transmembrane transporter activity. NCBI's taxonomy places the organism in Eukaryota, Viridiplantae, Streptophyta, Magnoliopsida, Ericales, Ericaceae. The transcript has 5 exons.